AUGUCAUAUGACAGUCAAGAUUAUGGAUCACGACUACGGCGUUCAAGGUACGACACCUAUGAUUCACCACCAAUGCGUGGACGGCAGAACGACUACGUACCUGAAUUGCGUCCGCGUUAUCGUGAUUACGAUGAAAUGCAGGAUAGAAGACUCUCAGCGCCACGAAGAGACUACUUCAGCAGACGUGGCGGUGGCGGUAGCGACUACUACAGCGGUCCGCCCCCGCGUCGAACUGAACAAGCUCGACCUUGCAAAGUUCUCGGUGUAUUCGGCCUCUCAAUUCACACCACUGAACGAGAUCUUUACAACGUUUUCUCAAUUUACGGUCGUGUUCGGGAUAUCCAUAUGGUCUAUGACAAUAUGUCAGGCCGGUCACGAGGUUUUGCAUUUGUGUACUACGAUUCAACAGAGGAUGCCCGGCGAGCAAAAACUAGUUGUGAAGGCGGGCUUGAUAUUGACGGUAAAGUUGCUCGUGUUGACUACAGUCUAACCACAGCUCCACAUCGUCCCACGCCCGGUAUUUACAUGGGAAGAAGAUAUGACGAUGAUAGGAGGCGUGGAAGACCAUACGAUCGUCCACCACGCUACAGUCGCUAUCCUGAUGACGACAUAGGCCCUUCCUAUGGUCGAAUGCCUCCACGUUACUGCGGCAACGAUAUGUCUCCAUCGAUGGGACGCCCUGUUCGUGAUCGCUCACCGAUUCGCCCUUCUCGCCACUCGCAACGUUCUGGUGUUAGACGGCGCACCGUCUCCAGUAGUCGCUCAAGGUCGCCACCUCCAGUCUACAAUGGAGGUCGAAAGGUGUCUGAUGGCUCUCCCGAGCGCUCACGCAAGUCUGGAACGGGGAACAGCGUAGGUGGAGGCGCUACUGCUGGCGCAAAGGUGGUUGAUGAGGCCUGGUCCGAUGCUGAGUAG
This is a messenger RNA of Echinococcus granulosus, 915 nucleotides long. RefSeq names its product Transformer-2 protein beta. The record is from RefSeq and is a predicted model, not a curated record. The transcript has 3 exons. Gene Ontology annotation, cellular component: spliceosomal complex. Lineage: Eukaryota; Metazoa; Platyhelminthes; Cestoda; Cyclophyllidea; Taeniidae. Bases 1 to 915 code for a protein of 304 amino acids. Gene Ontology annotation, biological process: positive regulation of mRNA splicing, via spliceosome. Gene Ontology annotation, molecular function: RNA binding.